AUGGCUUUCUUUUUCGGUGUGUUCCUUGGAGUUUCCAUUGGCAUCGGGUUGAUCAUUGCUUUUGCUCGAUAUGGGAAAAUUCGAUCCACUCGUCGUACUGAUCUGGCAAGGACGAUCGCUGCAUUUGCAAGGUUGACAGUGCAAGAUUCAAGAAAAAUCUUACCACGUCAGUUUUAUCCACCUUGGGUUGUCUUUUCUCAGCGCCAGAAGUUGAUUUCUUCACAAAUACAGUUAGGUUGGCUUAACGUCCAACUUGAAAAGAUUUGGCCAUCGGUUGACGAGGCAGCAUCAGAAUUAAUAAGAGCGAGUGUUGAGCCAAUUCUUGAACAAUAUACACCGGCUAUCUUAUCAUCUAUGAAGUUUGACAAGUUGACUCUUGGUACGGUUGCACCACAAUUUACAGGUAUUUCCAUCGUUGAGAGCGAAAGUGGUGCUGAUGGAAUCACAAUGGAGAUGGAUAUGCAGUGGGAUGGUAACCCCAACAUUGUGCUUAAUAUUAACACCAAACUCGGUGUUAGCCUGCCGGUGCAGGUAAAAGAUAUUGGGUUCACUGGGGUUUUCAGGUUAAUCUUCAAACCACUUGUUGCUCAGUUUCCUUGUUUUGGAGCUGUUGCCUAUUCCUUGAGAGAGAAGAGAUAUCUUGACUUUACACUAAAAGUUAUUGGAGGUGAUCUAUCAUCAAUACCCGGGGUUUCUGAUGCCAUUGAGGAAACAAUCAGGAAUGCUGUUGAAGAUUCUAUAACAUGGCCUGUCAGGAAUAUUGUACCCAUAUUACCUGGGGAUUACAGUGGUCUGGAGCUGAAACCAGUUGGAACAUUAGAUGUGAAGCUUGUGCAAGCCAAGGAACUAACAAAUAAGGACAUCAUUGGGAAAUCUGAUCCUUUUGCUGUCUUAUUUAUACGUCCACUUCCAGAUAAAACGAAAAGGAGUAAAACCAUUGAUAACCAGUUGAAUCCAAUUUGGAAUGAGAACUUUGAGUUCAUUGUAGAGGAUGUGUCCACUCAACACUUGACCAUAAAAGUCUUUGAUGAUGAAGGGGUUCAAUGUGCUGAACUCAUAGGCUGUGCUCAAUUAGCAUUAAAGGAGCUUGAACCCGGUAAAGUGAAGGAUGUAUGGCUGAAACUGGUCAAGGAUUUACUAGUCCAGAGAGAUAAUAAAUACAGGGGUCAGGUGCAGCUUGAGCUCCUUUACAACCCUUAUGGCACAGAUAGCACCUUUAAGAAUCCAUUUGACGCUGAUUUCUCAUUGACAUCAUUGGAGAAGGCCCUUAAAUCUCCAAAUAGUGUAAAGGAAGCUCUUGCUCCUGAAAAAGCGGGUCAAAAGAAAAGAGAGGUCAUUGUUAGAGGAGUACUGUCAGUGUUAGUUAUAUCAGGUGAAAACUUGCCACCAGUUGAUUUUAAUGGAAAGGCAGACCCUUUUGUGGUCCUCACAAUGAAGAAAUCCGAGACAAAAUCCAAGACAAGGGUUGCUAAUGAGACCUUGAACCCAGUUUGGAACCAAACCUUCGACUUUGUAGUGGAAGAUGCAUUACAUGAAAUGUUAAUCAUUGAAGUUUGGGACCACGACACUUUUAGGAAGGAAAAAAUUGGAAGAAUCGUCAUGACACUCACUAGGGUGUUAUUAGAAGGGGAAUUUCAAGACAAUUUCACAAUAGAUGGUGCUAAAUCAGGAAAUCUUCAUCUCCAUUUAAAAUGGAGCCCUCAGUUAGUAUUCCGUGACCGUGAUACUCAAUGAAACAUAAAAUUCUUCAGACCAAUAUCCUUGGCAUCUCCUCCCUGGCACUGAUGAAGAGAUAAAUAAAAUGCUUGCUAAUUUUCAAGCUAUGUAAUCUAACAUCGAGGAAAUGGAUAUAUGGAUGUCAGCCUGUUGUUUUCUUCAGUGUAGAUCGUCAUGAAUUUUCUUUUCUAUUUAAGCUGCUAGAAAUUUUGCUUAAAAACCAAUCCGGUUAUAUUCGGGUCGAUUUCUCUGUCAUGUUACUUGGUAGCAACGACAGCAUGACAAUUGCACUGUUACCCAUCGAUGGCCCAUUUCGAGGGUUUCG
This is a messenger RNA of Gossypium raimondii (Peruvian cotton), 2041 nucleotides long. Its product is annotated as synaptotagmin-4. The record is from RefSeq and is a predicted model, not a curated record. The coding region runs from base 1 to 1734 and encodes 577 amino acids. NCBI's taxonomy places the organism in Eukaryota, Viridiplantae, Streptophyta, Magnoliopsida, Malvales, Malvaceae. The transcript is spliced from 13 exons. Gene Ontology annotation, cellular component: endoplasmic reticulum. Gene Ontology annotation, molecular function: lipid binding.